AUGGAUCAGUCAGGUGUGGCAGAUGAUUCUACACUUGGUCAAUUUGUGAAGUCUGUAAAAAAGAGAACAACCAGAGCAGUAUUGAGCUCACAAGCUGCUGAACUCACCCCUGCCCAGGAAGAUCAAGCAGAGCCUUCGACAAGGCAACAACCAGCAGCUGUAAAAAGAAAGAGGGCACCACCACAAAAGCGAGAGAGAGUACGGGACCCUGAUGUGAACUACUUCAGUACACGAAUGGGUCCCAAGCAAAUGUAUGACCUUGUCCAGCGUCUAACACAUGACCAAAAGGAUGCUGUGAUUGAUAUGGGUUUUGGAGGGCUGCUGCACCUACAAUUUUCAAGCAAUUACUCACAACUUGUUGAGUAUCUCCUGCAAAGGUUUGAUGUUUUCAAAUCAGACUUCAUAUUGGAUGGUGACCAUCUACAUGUCGGUGAAGAGGAUGUUGAAUACAUCUUGGGACUCCCCCGGGGGAAGAGAGAUGUUGAGGAAGGUACAAAGAGUGAGGAAAAUUCUACAGCUGCAUAUAAUAAGGUCCUGACUGAGUGGAGGAAAAGAUGGAAUGUCAGGUCAGGGUCACCCAUAACAACAAAGAUGCCUGAUGAAAUAAUCAGGAGAGGUGACCAUGGAGAUGCCUUCAAGAGAGACUUUGUGGUGUUUGCUGUCUCAUCUCUGCUCCGGGGAAAUACUGGAAGAUAUGCCAACUAUCGAGUUAUCAAGUCAUUGCUCAACAUCCGGUCAAUCUCAAGACUUAAUUGGUGCAAGUACACGUACAAUUCUUUAAUUGAUUCGUAUGACAUUUACAAAGACUCUCCUACCAGAUCCUUUGGAGGUCCAAUGGUAUUCAUCCUGCUCUUCUACUUUGACCGAGUACAGUUCAGAGGCAUGACCGUCAACCGCACAUUCCCAGCAAUAAAAGCUUGGACAAAAAGCCUUGUACGCAAGCGAGUAUCGGCUGAGAUAAAAUCAGGGGGUUUUGGUAAGGGCAAAGUUAUCCCUCGAUUUCAGAGACCUACUGCCAUUGCAUCUACAUCAUCACCCCGACCUGCACCUCCUCCUACUGCAAUACCAAGGCCAGUGUCCAGCCCUACUGCUACACCAACUAUUCCAGCUCCAUCUGUGCCUCUGACAAAUGUUGACCGAGUAACAAAUGUGCUUCAACGGCUUACAGCAGAUGUCCUUGAGUUCGGUCAGGUCAUGUCUGACAUUGGCAAGCAAGGGGCCCCGGUUGAAAUCAUGAAGAGGGCUUUUUCAGGAAUAUCAACAAUGCUGAGUGCUGCAAGCACAAUUCAACCGACUCCUAGCCCAACUGCCUCGCAAUUGGAUGACAUCUUCUUCGGAAAAAGAAAAUGGAAAUAG
Molecule: messenger RNA, 1356 nt
Organism: Ipomoea nil (Japanese morning glory)
Lineage: Eukaryota; Viridiplantae; Streptophyta; Magnoliopsida; Solanales; Convolvulaceae
Exons: 3
Coding region: 1-1356 (451 amino acids)
Source: RefSeq, a predicted model, not a curated record